Molecule: messenger RNA, 786 nt
Organism: Pseudovirgaria hyperparasitica
Lineage: Eukaryota; Fungi; Ascomycota; Dothideomycetes; Acrospermales; Acrospermaceae
Product: hit family protein
Exons: 3
Coding region: 108-524 (138 amino acids)
Biological process (GO): nucleotide metabolic process
Molecular function (GO): catalytic activity
Source: RefSeq, a predicted model, not a curated record
UACUCAUAUCCACUCACCAUCUCCCACCACACCCAACACAGCGUGCAAACUCCCCACAAGAACCAUCCCCCCAAAAACAAACCACACAACUCCACAUGACCAGCAGAAUGGCAUCACUACCCUCCUGCAUCUUCUGCAAAAUCAUCAAGGGCGAAAUCCCCUCCCUCAAACUCUUCGAAAGCGACAAAACCUACGCCUUCCUCGACAUCGGGCCCCUCUCAUCCGGCCACUCUCUCAUAAUCCCCAAACACCACGGCGCAAAGCUCCACGACAUGCCCGCCGACCAACUAACCGAGAUCCUGCCCGUGGCCGCGCGCAUCGCCCAGGCCGUCGGCUGCGAAGACUACAACAUACUGCAGAACAACGGGCGGAUCGCGCAUCAGGUCGUGGACCAUGUGCACUUCCACAUGAUUCCGAAGCCGAAUGAGGCGGAAGGGUUGGGGGUUGGGUGGCCGGUGCGGGAGGGGGAGGAGGAUAAGACGGAGUUGGCGCGGUUGUGUGAGCGGAUUCGGAGUAGGAUGUAGAUGUAGAUGUGGGAAAUGUAGGAGAUGGAGGGGGAUUCUUUGUGGACUACUUCGGGGUGGUUGAUAGGGGGAGAUGGGAGCGGCAAAAUCAUGCGUCUAGAGAGAGAGAGGGUGGAUGUAGUACGCGGGGCAGUCGUCUGAUUGGAAAGUAGUGUCGAUAAUGUCACAACUACUUGCUGCGCCAACGCUCUCUCCAUUCUCCCUACGAGUACGAGCGCCAUGCUGUUAUAUCCAGUGAAAUAAUCCCUUGUCCCUGCCCGCC